Messenger RNA from Caenorhabditis auriculariae, 7299 nucleotides. Lineage: Eukaryota; Metazoa; Nematoda; Chromadorea; Rhabditida; Rhabditidae. The record is from the annotation of a GenBank genome assembly.
AUGAAGCCCAUUCAAGUGUCGUAUGCGCACGCGUGUUGUGUGUGCAAAAAGAACUCUCAAGACGGACGGGGGCAAGCAGUGUGUACACCGGCGAGUGACCGUCCAUCCAUCGCUGAGUUAGUUCCGCCCAGAGGCCGGCGACCUUCGGUGGGCGCCUCUGUCGCGGCGAUUCCUUCGGACACUUCGGGUCCGUCUUGUUCUCUCGAUUCUGAUGUUCUUUCUCACUGUUUGCCCGUUCGUCGUCCGCUGCCCCACACUCACACGAUUUCACCUCUCAUCCUCUUCUUCACUUCAAGAUUUUCUAUCACAAUACGGUUCAUACCUUUGAGCCCAUACUCAACUCGCCGCCUUCCAUUUCCGACGACUUUAUCUUUUUUUUUUCUUUUUGAUUGAUACUUCUAUACUGCAGGAAACAAGUUGUCUGAUAAAAUCUUGCUCAACCCUUACCGAAGGCUACACUAUUUCUUAGCUCUUAAGUCUAUCUACUGUACAGGGAGUGCAAAAUUUUCUUGUUUUGUAAAUGUUAUUCGUUAUUUGAUUCUAUGAAUCCAUAAUUAUUGGUUUGCUGUAUACUUAAAGCUCUCAUGAAGUAGCCUGAUGCAACAAAAAGGUAACGUUUGGAUGAAAAUUGUUCAUUUUGUUUCUUAUCUCCGGGUGAUCUCAACAUGAUUCAUUUGUUAUGUGAUGAAAAAAAACCGAUUUCCCAGAACAUUUCACGCUCUUUUUUUGUCUUGACUUCGUGUUACAAUAAAGUCUGUCCUAUUUCCUCAUUAUUCAUUUCCAACAACAGUUUGAAAUGGAUUACGGAUCAUAUCUCAUAAAUAACGUCCACGCCACAUAAAAAAGAAGGAGUGAAAGUUGCGGCGCGGCGUCGUCUGUGGCAUCUCCCGCGAACGCUUCUUUCUCGUGGCUUGUUCUGUUCGUGACGCAAAUUUGCUUACAUUUACUAUGAUUGUUUAUAUCGAGUUGCCUCGCUCCCUCAUUCAAAACACGUUAUGGUUGCGAGAGCGUACUCAGAUCUAACUACCUAACGCAUCGAUCAAACAUGAGUCGACCGUGAAAUUCCUCGCUACUCUUUUUGACGUCGAACGUUUUCGCUUUUUUUUUCUUGUCUUUGUGCGAAUAACUUGAGUUCAACCUCAGAUUUCGCAGGUGGUUCUACAUCAAUAUCAAAGAAAAAUCGUCAGGUGCUGGCGAAUAAGCAUGGCCACCGCCCACUUUCUUCUACAGCUCCUUGCCAUAUGGGGUAGAUCAUGCGCCAUGAAAACCCUUCAAAUGUGCUUACAGGGAUUCUUGGCACUGUCAGCUGUCAGUCAGAGGAGGAUGGAACUUAUCAUUUUUCCGAGCAGCAGCAAGGGAGAACUGUAUGGAUCGUAGACGACACUAGCGUUCCGUGGAUUGGAAGUUUUCAGUACUUAGGGUUAGUUUUCACUUUUUCUGAGUGGUCUGUCCUCCAUAGCAUAAGCUUACUUUUUCAUCAAUCUAAGUUUUCUUAAAGACUAAGAAAUCAGAGCCUCUCGAAAAUUUGAUCGGAUUUGCUUGGACGCACUGAAAAGUGGGUUGGAGUUUGCUAACGUAUCGAAUGACCAACGCUGACCAGCAAUCUAUUCAACAGCUUCUCGCAAGCGUCUAAUUCAUGGGUUCUCGUGUUUCAGAUCAUUCUCCAACGCGCAAACCGUGCUGCUCACAGUGGUGGACAGUUCCACUGGAGCGACUCUUGGAGAGUGCGCUACUUCUAGGGCUAAUGGUGAGUUGAUAGUUAUGGGAAGGAAAAAAAUCACACAAAAAUCAGCCAAAAAUAACGGCCGUACAAAAUAGGGUACAACCUAAUCUUUCGCUAACUCACAUUUACAGUAAGAAAAAUGCAAAUAGAAAUGCCAAUCUUUUUAAUAGUUGAUAAUUUUUUUAUUUUUUUCAUGCUUGCUAAGUUUGCGAAAUUGAAGAAUGAAAGCUUGAAAAAAAUUUUUGAACAUUUAAGCACACUUAAAAAAAGUUUUUUUCGAAUAAUUCGCAAGGAAAAUGGUUCAUAAUAUUUGCUCGCUUUUUUUGUUGCAAGAUUUUUUUGAAAUGUUUUUUUCUGCACUGAAAAAAAAAUUUUUUUCAAUGAAAGGGAAACGAGAGAUUUCGGAAAGAUGAGAUCGAAUCAUUGAAAAAAAAAAAACAGUUGACAUGAAAUAGUCCUUCGGAAAUCAUUAUAUUACUUGGACAUUAAGAAGAGUAGAUUGUUUUUUUAAAUAAUUGUUUUUGAAAUUUGUAUCUUGCUGAACUACUCAGUUCACAGAGUUUGUCUUGCAAACGUCAAUUGACAUCUGGCGGUGAAGAUCUUUUUUCUACCAUUUCGGUUUUCCUUUUCUAGUUCACUUUGACACACCGCUCGUCAAUCUUUUUUUCACUUGAAAGAGACUGGAAACAGUCACGAGAGACGUCGAUCGGGCAAGAUGUAUCGGUAUUUCACAUGAUUUUCCGGCGGCGUUUCGUCGCGGCAAAAAAUAGACUCGACGGAAAUUUGUGGUUUUUCUGCAGGUUCGGCGCCGAGAUGGGAACGAUUCCAGUGGGAGCUCAGCAUGGAUGGUCUUCAAUGUUCCUCCUCGAAUGGUAACCCGACACGGACGCCCUUCCCUCACACAGACAACCCUCGGACCUUUUCUGUCAGAAUCCAAGCUGGUCAGUUUCUAAAUCCAAUUGAUUUCGAGAAAUUUUUAAAAAAAAUAAUCUAUAUUUUUGUUUCAAAACAUGUUUAUAAUUUCACUGAAAUCAACCAAUUAUUUUCAACCUACAAGGUUUUUAUUUGGUUUUUCUCAGCUGUUUGUUCACCGACACUCGCAAAAAAAAGUUAUUUGUAUUCUCAGGCAAAGGACCAGCGUGCAUCCGAGAACUGCUAGUGCAAAACGAAAAUCCAGUCGGAUGUCCGCCACAUCUUUCAAGAAAUUCUUUCUCGUCAUCUUUUUUCAACUGCAGCUGUCCCUACGCCGAAGUCGCUGAUGAGUCCGAACUGGGUACUGUAGUCCACCAAAAAAUGUUCAUAUGAAGUCGUUUCAGAAUCUUCAGACCACGGAUCUUUGGAAACCUCUCCGCAGUUCCCUUUGUUCAAAGUAAUUACACUUUCUUUCUUUGCAUUGAAACGCUAUGUUUUCAGGGAAUCGGAGUAGAAACUACAAUGACAACGUCUCCUUGGACUUUGUCGCCUUCACCUUGUGCGACCCAUCAAUGUCACAACAACGGUACCUGUCUUGUAACACAGGAAGGAACUGUAAGAAAUUAUUUUAAGUUUUAUUGAAGGAAGUAUGAGUUUAAGGCUACUUGUCUUUGUCGAAAUGGAUUCACCGGUUCACAAUGUGAGCUUGAUCUAUGUUCUUCGGUUCCUUGUCAAAACGGAGGCUUCUGCCGUUCUAACGGUGGAAUGGCUUUCUGCGAAUGCCCAGCUGGUUUCACAGGUCUUCUUUGCGAAUCGGUGAGUUAAGUCUCAAUUAUGAGCUUUCCGGAAAGAAUUAUUCAAGUAUGCGCUCUUUUUUCAUUUUUGAGGUAAGAAAGAGAGACAAAAGAAAAACGAGUGCAAAAAAAUUUGUGUCAUCUGAUUUACAAAUUCGGAAAAAAAGACUUUGACAUUCGGGAAUCAGAAAAAAUAGAAAGCUGAUUCAUGCUUACGCUAGACAAACAUCUAGAAAUCAAGUCCCCUUUUUUCUGAACAUAAGUGCUUCCUACGAGAAUAGUCAAGUAGGCGACUUUUUGAUUUUGAGGUGAGUCUGAAAGACCUCAAAAAAAACUAUUGCGAACAAGCACUCGAACGCCGAGACUUGAAAACAAAAACACACAAUUACAGAAUAUUGACGAGAGAACGACGCGCUGUAACCCUGAGUGCUCAAAUGGACAGUGUGUCGAGUUGAACGGCGCCGCAAGUUGUGAAUGUCGCCAAGGCUUCACAGGACUUAAUUGCAACGUCCUUGACGUCUGCUUAGGGUCAGCUUUCAGCAAUCGAUGACGCAUCUAUUAAAAUUUUCAAAGCAUUGAAAACAAACUUUCUUCUAAGACAACUCGUAGUUUCAUUUUUGAGAGGAGUAGAAAAAUAGUUUUCCCUCUAUUUUCAAAAAAUAACAAAUCGAGCUGAAAAGAUAUUCAUGUAAAUUUAACUACUUCUACAAAAGUUGAGAAAUAGUUUUCCAGUUCACAGGUAUGACUGUUUCAGGGAUGCAGCCUGCUCCAUGUUUGGAAAUGCGGCGAAAUGCGUCCUUGAUGAGACAAUGGAAAAGCUCUCAAGCCCCUCUCUGAUAAAUGGCACCUACGACUGUCGUUGUCCACAUCCCGAGCACGGACGUUAGUUUUUUGUUGAUUAACUGUACUUUAGCUUCAAAAAUUGCCAAAACAAGGGUAACCUCCCCUAAUAAAAAUGUGGAGUCAGUGAAGCUGUUCAGAAUAUGUCGAUUGUAUGGAACUUCAUGCACCAAAAUCUACAACACCAGGGUCAGCUCCAGCGUCUCCAACCUUCCCUGUUCUUGAAAUUUCUCAGCUUCCUGGUAAUGAUAAUUUUUUUUUCAAAUUUCAAUCGGGAAAACUUUUAGUUUUUGAAACAACGGCACUUCCUACGACGCGCGAGGAAGUUGAAGAGGAGACCAUGACGUCUGGUCAGCGGAAUGAAUUAUUAUCUUAUACAAACUCGGGUUUCAGCUGAAACGGAAGCAACUGAUCUUCCGAAAAUGGUAGAAAACAACUCGAAUCCCAGCGCCGGUUUUACUCAUCCACCAAUUUUCCCAACUGCCUCGAUCACGAUAGAAGUAAGUUGAAAAGAAAGUUAGAACGAAUGGAAUCAUGAGAUCUUGACUAGUAUUUCGAACUUUAUUUCUAAAAUUAAGGCUGCCACGACCCCCAGGACAACUCCCCGUUUCGUAGAAAGUUUAACCUCGCAUUCCCUGCAUCCUGUGGUACUUGAAACUAGAUCUCUUCAAAAACUAUUAUUGUGUAGAUAACGAACACGGACGGUUCAUCUACAUUCAUUUUCCCGCAAACACCACAAACUACUCCGUCAACCUCCACCACGAACUUCGUGGUUACAUAAAAAAAUAUGUUUUAUACUGAUAAUUUCUAAAUUUCAGAUGGUCCCGAACCCAAAGUUCGUGUCGCCACAACGUCCAGUUUCGACGGAAGAGCCAAGCAUGGAAAAGUCUGAAGAAGAGGAAACCACUGAAUCAGAACAAACCACGCACGGUCAGAUAAUAUUUUAUUCAUUUUAAAGUAUCAGUGUAGAUAAUUACUAGCACGAACAGCAAUUAAUUCAUACUUAUUGUUUCAGAGCGAGUGGAAACUUUCCCAACUCCUGGAACGAUGGGAGGUCCAGUUUCUAUCCAAACUCCAGAAACUCCUACCAUCAAAGAGAUUACUCAACCGGUGAGUUUUACCUUCAUCAUUUUCAAAAACUAAUUGCAAAUUUUUUACACCAAUGCCAGAAAUGCUUCAUGUAUUCAAUAACGUUGAAUGUUUCUAACGCUCUCAAUUUUGAAAGAUAAUGGAAAACUGUCUUUGCGAAAGACUGCAGCCGAAACAUCUGAAGCUCAAAUUCAUUUCUCCGCGCCUGGUUUAGAACACGUGUUUCUCACAUGCUUCGAGUAUUUCCCCUAAAUUUUCUCAGCAAAACUUUUAUAUAUAAUCGAAGUCACCGUUGAAAAUCCCAAAAGGUAAGUCUAGUAUUAAUAAACUCACAGAGAGAACCGAAGCACCUUUCCUGGUAAGAAGGAAUUAAUAUGAAGGGUGUUUUGAAAUUGCUUUUUCUGGGGGUAAAUGUUUUUCUUCUUGUAAAGUUCUAUAUUGCUUAUUAAUAUUUGAUAAAUGAGGUUAUCCUUUUUCCAGACAACAACCGAGCCCGAAGACUAUGAAGAGCAAGACGAAGAAGAAGUAAACAGCUUUUGUAAAAAUUUAACCUCAAUUUAUCGUUUUCAGGUGUCAACUGCAAGUCCCACAAUCACGGCCCCCGCAAUAACUAUGACGUUGCCUAGUACUUCCACAACGGAAAUAGUCGAGGUGACAGAGUUUUUCUUUAAGAUCAAUUUGUAGUCUUUUUCCAACCACAAUUUUUUUAACUAUUUUUUUAGAGCGAAAUUGUACUUUCCCCAGUACAUUAUGACGAAAACCAAAUAUUUUCCGUGUAGUUUUAUUUUUGAGCAGUUUGUUGUUUUGAAUGGGAAGUUUCCGAUUUCAAUGCCAAAUCGGGAGUAAUACGAUACGGUUGCCCAGGACUCGAACGAAGCGGCGACGCAGGCAACUUUGCCCUUCUGGAUGACGUCGACUGUGGAGACAGAUGAGCCGCCGACGCCGCAGGAACCAGCCGUCAUUCCCGAUUCCACCUCAUCUGAAGCUCCCGAAACCAAUGAGGAACUGGAGCCUGAGCCUUCUUGUAAGCAACUUCAACUCGAUCUAAAAUCAACAGACCUAAUGUAACCGACAAUAGACCUCCGCCUUGUGUGAAAUUGAAUGUUUUCGCUGCUGCAAAUUUGUAGUUUUUGGGAACAUGCGAUACAUUUGAUUCAAACUUUAUGUGUAUUUUUUUGAGUGAUGAUUAAUCUUCAGCGACUACUUUGGCUACUACGGUUAUCGAUGUGCAGCAGAAGGAAAACAACAAGCAGACGAGUGCAGCGGCUAGUUGGAUCAUCGCAAUAAUUGCGCUAAUUGGUGCGUUUUCAAUUAAUUCAUUAUCAUCGACGAGAAAAUCAAAGAAUCUUCUCAAAUUAAAUGAGAGUUGGUCGGAAAAAGUCAUUCUGUGCAUGUCAGAUGACAAAAAUUACUGAGCCAUACUAAUUUCCUGCUCUACUUCUUUUUCUAAAUGCAAAAAAAUAUCGCAUUUGAACGAUUGAACACUUGAAAACUGAGAAAAACAUGUUAUCUUCAAAAACAAAAACUUCAAUAAAUUUUUAAUUGUCUGUUCAAAUAUUCACGAUCUUUGAGGUUUCGGAUUUGUUUUUGUUGUAAAUUAUGAUAUGAAUGUAUGGGAAUGUGAGUUUUUCUGUUAUUUUUUUCCAAGGAAUAUUUGGUUUUUUUGAAGAAUGAAAUUUUUAAAAAAAUAGAACUCUUACAGGAAUCAGUUAUAAUACCUCUGAAAAAGAAAAACGAGUGGUUUUCAAAUAAACCGUAUUAGACGUCUGAUUUGCAGUUUUGGGUCUUCUGCUUCUGGCGACAAGUCUUUUUGUCCUGCGGUACAUUCGGCAGUCUCGGAAACUUCAUGGAAAAUACAAUCCUGCGCGAGAGGAACACGCCCUAUCAGCGGCCUACGCCAUGCCCAUGUCCCACAUCGCCAAAGAGGAACGACUCAUUUAA